Misgurnus anguillicaudatus (oriental weatherfish) is the source of this 3935-nucleotide messenger RNA. Lineage: Eukaryota; Metazoa; Chordata; Actinopteri; Cypriniformes; Cobitidae. The record is from RefSeq and is a predicted model, not a curated record.
CGGUGAUCCGGUCUGCCCGGUUGGUUAGGGCUCUGGUUGGGUGGAGUGCUCAAACCGAAAACCGAAAGUUAACCUACGCGAGACUGUUUGAGAAUCAAUCUUCGUAACCAGACAAAAAUACCUUCACGUUGCUGUUUUUUGUAAAGGGAAAGAAUAGUAGCAGUGUAUCUAAAGCCCACCUAAGGAGAGAGUGAGGAGGGGCCACUACUCCAAAAACGAAGCAAAGAUGGAGAAUGGCACUAAAGCAUCUUCAGGGCCGAGCUGUGUGUCUGUGAAGAGUAGCGGAUCCAUUAUUUUUAUUCCCCCUAAUCUCAGUGAUGAAGCAGAGUCUGACCCCAGGCAGCUCAGCAGAGAAUCAAACCUGCUGGAGAAGCUUGAAGACCUGCAGCAGGAUUCUCAUAUACCAGUGGAUGAUGUUCUUCAGAGAGUCAAAGACCAGCACAAAACUAGUAUGAAGAACAAGUAUGAGAGUUUUUUUGAGGGAAUCAGACUACAAGGGAAUCAAACCCUCCUAAAGAGGAUUUACACACAACUGUACAUCAUAGAAGGAGAGAGUGAAGGAGUGAAUGAGGAACAUGAGGUCUUACACAUGGAGAAAAACACCAGACAACAACACUUACAAGACACAAAAAUCUCCUGCAAUGAUAUCUUUGAACCCUUACCUGAACCAGGAUAUAAAACAGAGAAAAGAAGGAAAAAAGAAAAGAUCAAAAGUGUUCUUACUAAAGGCAUCGCUGGAAUUGGAAAAUCUGUCUCUGUACAAAAGUUAAUUUUGGAUUGGGCUGAGGGAACAGCAAAUCAGGAUGUAGAUUUCAUGUUUGUGUUUCAAUUUCGAGAACUGAACUUGAUAAAAGAUACUCAGUACAGUCUUCACAAGCUUCUGCUUGACUUUUAUCCCGAACUUCAAGAUCUAGACUCAAAGAUUUAUGAUGAGUGUAAACUUGUGUUCAUCUUUGAUGGUUUGGAUGAAAACAGAAUGACAUUGAUGUUUUCAGACAGUCAGAAAGUUUUGGAUGUGAAUAAGAUUUCUCAAGUGUCUGUGUUGAUAUCAAACAUCAUGAAAGGGGAUCUGCUUCCCUCUGCGCUCAUCUGGAUCACCACCAGACCAGCAGCAGCCAAUCAGAUUCCAUCUAAAUACAUCAACCGUGUGACAGAAAUCCAAGGAUUCAAUGACACUCAAAAGGAGGAAUAUUUCAGGAGGAGAAUCAGUGAUGAACAUCAAGCCAACAAAAUCAUCUCACAUAUUAAAAGAUCUAGAAGUCUCCACAUCAUGUGUCAUAUACCAGUAUUUUGUUGGAUCUCAUCCACUGUGCUUCAAAACAUCCUGAAACAAGACAAUAAGAGAGGAGAAAUCCCUAAAACUUUGACAGAAAUGUACAUCCACUGCCUGCUGAUUCAGACGAAUGUGAUGAAUCAGAAGUAUGAUUCUUCCAAUAGAGAUGUGAUUGUGAAACUAUCUGAACUGGCUUUCAAACAACUGAUGAAGGGUAACAUGAUGUUUUAUGAGGAGGAGCUGAGAGAGUGUGGCAUAGACAUCACUGACGCCUCAGUAUAUUCUGGGAUUUGUACUGAGAUCUUUAAGGAGGAAUAUAUGAUACAUCAGAGAAAAAUCUACUGCUUCAUACAUCUCAGCUUUCAAGAAUUCCUGGCUGCUUUCUAUUUGUUUUACCAUUAUGUCAUUAAAAAUGCUGACACAUUAAAGUUUCUUGAUGUUGUUCAUAGUCUCCAUAGAAAGACAAUAGAUGAAGCCCUUAAGAGUGAGAAUGGACAUCUAGAUCUUGUUUUGCGAUUCCUGCUGGGCAUCUCACUGGAAUCCAAUCAGAGACUCUUAAAGGAUCUACUGAAACACACUGUGGACACCUCAGAAACCAUCAGGGAAACCACACAGUACAUUAAAGAUAAAAUUAAACACGAUCAUGUCUCAGCUGAAAGAUCCAUCAAUCUCUUUCUGUGUCAGCUUGAAGUGAAUGAUCAGUCUCUGUACAAAGAGAUUGAGGAGUUUCUGAGAUCAGACAAACACUCAGAGAAGAAACUCUCAGCUGCUCAAUGUUCAGCAAUAGCCUACAUGCUUCAGAUGUCAGAGGAGGUGCUGGAUGAGCUCAAUCUGAAGAAAUACAAUACAACAGAGGAGGGGAGAAGACGACUUAUACCAGCUGUCAUCAACUGCACAAGAGCGCUACUUGCUAACUGUAAUCUCACUGGACAGUAUUGUAAUAUUGUGGCUUCAGCUCUACAAUCAUCAAGAUCUCUUCUAAAAGAGCUGGACCUGAGUAACAAUGACCUGCAAGAUUCAGGAGUAAAGCUCAUCUCUGAUGCUCUCAAGAGUGACAACUGUAAAUUAGAGAUACUGAGGUUAUCAGGUUGUAUGGUGACAGAUUCAGGUUGCUGUUAUUUGGCUUCAGCUCUGAGUUCAAACCCACUAUCAUGCCUGAAAGAGUUGGAUCUAAGCUACAAUUACCCAGAACAUUCAGGAAUUCAGAUGCUUUCUGAUAGACUCAAUGAUACAAACUGUAAACUCAACAAACUCAAUUUGGAGCACGGAGGACCUUGCAGGAUCAAACCGAGACUGAGAAAAUAUGCCUGUGAUCUCACACUUGAUCCAAAGACAGCAUGCGUUAACCUCAAACUGUCCGAGGACAACAGAAGGGUCAAAUAUGUCAAAGAUGCUUUGCCGUAUCCUUGUCAUCCAGAGAGAUUUGAAGGUAUUCCUCAGGUUCUGUGUAAAGAGAGUCUGACUGGACGCUGUUACUGGGAGGUUGACUGGGAUGUGUGGGCCCGUAUAGCAGUGAGCUAUAAAGGAAUCACCAGGAAAGAGGGAAGUAACAGUAUGUUUGGACUUCAUGAAAACUCCUGGAAUCUUUUCUGCACUGUUAACGGAUUCAACAUCUGGCACAAUAAUAUAAAUAAAGACAUAUCUAUCCUUUCACCUCCAUCUAAAAGAAUUGGAGUUUAUCUGGAUUGGUCAGCUGGCACUCUGUCCUUCUACAGCGUAUCUGAUGCACAAACACUUACACACUUACACACAGUCAAGAGUAAAUUCACUGAACCUCUCUAUGCUGGAUUUAUGGUUCAUCAUGAAGUGUCAAUUGUCAGAUUUAAAAACACUGAGUAAUCAUUCAGUUUUGUGAAUAUAGCAACUAAACUAUAUUCCAGGCCAGAAGAUAGCAUUCAUCUAGCAUUUUGUUUUUUGGAUAGUCAAGAAAAGGUUGGUUUGAAAUACAAAGCUUAAAUUGUUAUUACAUAUACAAGUAUUUGUGAAUCAUAAAGGUUUUUAUUGAAUAAUAAUUUGUUCCUCCCAAUCAAGUUUAAUGUAACUUGAUCACCACAAACAUGUAUACAUUUAAAUUCCGUUGGAACAAACAGAGCAUAUGAAAACAUUUUAAAAAUCACAUAAUGUGUUAAAUACAUGUUUAUUUUAUUAAGUCAGUUUUUUAUACUUGAAAGUGUACUUAUGUUUCAUGAAUUUUUCCUGUAAUGCUUGUAUUGGUUAAGAUUUAAACUUGUUUUUUAUGUCACUUGUUACUGUUUUCUAGGCCACGUUACUCUAGAAAUAGAUUUCCUUUUGAAUAUUGUUGAGUUUUUAACAUAAGUUACGUAAAGGGCAGAUGACUUUCUGUCAAAGUUGAUUAUUUUGUCUUAGCAAAUCAUACAUCAAUAGUCAAACAUUGAUAGGCAAUUAUCUUGGUUGUGUUUUGGAUAAUGAUUUAAGUAGUAAACAUGGUAUGGGCAAACCUAUUGCUAGAAUCAAAUCUAGGUAGCUUUUUAGAUAAAAUGGUUUAGUGUGCUUGCUGUAGGCCUUGUUCUUUGUUAUUUUGAUUAUGCUUGUAGUUCAUGGAUGAUUGAUAUUUUGUUUUUAUGGUAAAUGGUGUGGGAAAGUACACCAAAUACACCUGUUGUCAAAGGACAACUAGGACCUCAAUAAAAUAAUUAUGUAA